Pelobates fuscus (common spadefoot toad) is the source of this 2145-nucleotide messenger RNA. It is a transcript of the gene P2RX5, whose product is annotated as purinergic receptor P2X 5. Gene Ontology annotation, molecular function: extracellularly ATP-gated monoatomic cation channel activity; ATP binding; purinergic nucleotide receptor activity. Bases 130 to 1371 code for a protein of 413 amino acids. Gene Ontology annotation, biological process: response to ATP; calcium ion transmembrane transport. The transcript has 12 exons. Lineage: Eukaryota; Metazoa; Chordata; Amphibia; Anura; Pelobatidae. Gene Ontology annotation, cellular component: plasma membrane; nuclear inner membrane. The record is from RefSeq and is a predicted model, not a curated record.
GCAGAGGAUACGGUGUAAGCCUGUCUCAGCUGCUGUCUGUAUCUCAUGUUUCAGGCUGAAUCAGAGCUGCAUUCCCCUGCACUCCAUGCCCUCUCCCUCACUGCUGCAAUGUGAACAGGCUCUGGGAGAAUGGGGCAGGUCGCUUGGAAAGGCAUGUUCCUGUCACUUUUUGACUAUAAGACUGAGAAAUAUGUAAUUGCCAAGAACAAAAAGGUGGGGGUUUUAUUCCGUAUUGUCCAGCUGUCCAUUCUGGCAUACCUAGUGGGAUGGGUAUUUGUGGUAAAGAAAGGUUACCAGGACACGGAUACAUCCAUCCAAAGUUCCGUCAUUACCAAACUGAAGGGAGUGGCAUACACCAAUACCACUGAACUUGGCGAGAAACUGUGGGAUGUGGUGGAUUAUGUCAUACCGCCUCAGGGAGAAAAUGUAUUUUUUGUAGUAACAAACUUGAUUGUGACACCUAAUCAGAGGCAGGGAACAUGCUCCGAGAGUUAUGGGAUCCCAGAUGCCGUGUGUUCCAAAAACACAGACUGCACAGAAGGUGAACCAGUUAUAGCUGGCAAUGGGGUUAAGACAGGUCGUUGCUUGAAAUCCGGACCGGUGAACACCACUGGAAUCUGUGAAAUAUUUGCCUGGUGUCCCGUAGAGAAGAAGAAAAGGCCAAAGAUUCCACUAUUAGGAAAAGCAGAGAACUUCACGGUCUACAUUAAAAACUCUAUACGCUUCCCAAAGUUUAAUUUUUCAAAGACAAAUAUAUUAGACACAGACAACGACUCAUUUCUGAAAAACUGCCGAUUCAGUGAAGAGAACCAUUACUGCCCCAUAUUUCACCUGGGGAAGAUUGUAUCCUGGGCUGGGAGCAACUUUCAAGACAUGGCAGUUGAGGGUGGGGUCAUUGGAAUUCGAAUUGAAUGGGACUGUGACCUUGACAAAGAUGCAUCGGAAUGCCAUCCGCACUAUUCCUUCACUCGUCUAGAUAAUAAAUUUACAGAGAAAUCGGUGUCUUCUGGGUACAAUUUCAGAUUUGCAAAAUAUUACAGAGAUGCAAGUGGAACAGAUUAUAGGACGAUGAUUAAAGCUUACGGCAUUCGCUUCGACAUCCUAGUGAAUGGCAAGGCAGGAAAAUUUAACAUUAUUCCAACAAUUAUCAACAUUGGAUCUGGGCUGGCACUAAUGGGAGCGGGGGCGUUCUUCUGUGACCUUGUGCUGUUAUAUUUGAUCAAAAAGAGUAAUUUUUACAGGGACAAGAAAUUCGAAGAAGCAAGGUCUUCUACUAAAAAACCUAUACAAGUCAAAGUCAAUGGACAGAAGAAAUCGAGUAGCCUUGAUACACUGGACCAUUUAAAGCAACUACAAUCAGUGGAGACCUAAUGACUGCUUUUACAGGAGCAUAGAAUAAGGAUACAGAGAAGAAAGCAGUGGCUGAUUUGAAGGAAAGGGAACACAAUCCAGUCCAAGCAGCUGACAUGUUAUACAAAUUCUACGUUCCACCAGCUACAUAUCUCCACGCUGCUGUGUUGCUGUCAUUCACUGGACAGGAGCUUAGUAUAACAAAUAACAUCAAUGUCACCUUUACAUUGCACCUGCUACAUUACUAGCUAGGUAAUGCAGCACUCACACAAUUAUAGUAUUAUAUAUUGAUCUUGGAAGCAAAAGGGAAAGGUGUCCUCUAACAUAGUGUGAAUGACAGGCUGGAGUGCUAGAGUUUGCCUGUCCCUAGGCUUGUCUUACACUUAUUAAUAUGUACUGUACCCAACUCUAUGGGAUGGCAUGAUAGAGUCCAUUUUUAAUGGACGUUUUUCUUGUGCUAGACAACAGCCUCCUCUAAAAAUAGUUAAAGAGACAGUCUGAGCACAUAAGUUGGUUAUUUUUAAUUUGUGGACUUGCUGAUGAAAAAAAAGUGUCAUUUCUGGGAAAUGGCACUGCCUGUAUUUUGCAAAUCCCUCACCUCUAGUGGCUGUCAUUUAGACAGUGUUUAGGAGCAUCCACUAAAAUGAAAUCUAUUAUGUCCGGUGUCAGCAUGUUGAUAUUGGAUGCGCUUCCAAUGCUUCUCAUUGAAUUGAAAAUCGAGAAGAAAUAGAAUGUUUUUCUAAAAAAGAAGAACCCAACAAUCUAAUCUAGUAAAGGAACACAUCUAACUUGUUU